Messenger RNA from Condylura cristata (star-nosed mole), 4114 nucleotides. It is a transcript of the gene CELF2, whose product is annotated as CUGBP, Elav-like family member 2. The coding region runs from base 172 to 1737 and encodes 521 amino acids. The record is from RefSeq and is a predicted model, not a curated record. Gene Ontology annotation, cellular component: nucleus; ribonucleoprotein complex; cytoplasm. Lineage: Eukaryota; Metazoa; Chordata; Mammalia; Eulipotyphla; Talpidae. The transcript has 14 exons. Gene Ontology annotation, molecular function: mRNA 3'-UTR binding. Gene Ontology annotation, biological process: mRNA splice site recognition; regulation of alternative mRNA splicing, via spliceosome.
AGGGGAUUGGCGGAGAGCGGGAGGGGAGAGAAUGUGACAAGUGCCGGCUCGGGCGGCCGCCGCGGGGAGGCCGCGCGCACCUGUCCCUGCCCGUCUCGCGCCGCCCGCGGCCGCUCGGACGCGCGCACCGCCGCCCCCCGCCCGCCCGAGAGCAGAGCGUGCGCCGAGAACAUGACUUCUGCCUUCAAGCUGGAUUUCCUCCCGGACAUGAUGGUCGAGGGCCGCUUGCUAGUUCCCGACAGAAUUAACGGCACAGCCAACAAGAUGAACGGCGCUUUGGAUCACUCAGACCAACCAGACCCAGAUGCCAUUAAGAUGUUUGUCGGACAGAUCCCCCGGUCCUGGUCGGAAAAGGAGCUGAAAGAACUUUUUGAGCCUUACGGAGCCGUCUACCAGAUCAACGUCCUCCGGGACCGGAGUCAGAACCCUCCCCAGAGUAAAGGUUGUUGUUUCGUAACAUUUUAUACAAGAAAAGCUGCACUUGAGGCCCAGAAUGCACUGCACAAUAUUAAAACUUUACCUGGGAUGCAUCAUCCCAUUCAGAUGAAACCUGCAGAUAGUGAAAAGUCAAAUGCUGUGGAAGACAGAAAAUUGUUCAUAGGAAUGGUUUCGAAGAAAUGUAAUGAGAACGAUAUCAGGGUGAUGUUUUCUCCAUUUGGCCAGAUAGAAGAAUGCCGGAUCCUCCGGGGACCCGACGGGCUGAGUCGAGGCUGUGCGUUUGUCACAUUUUCUACAAGGGCAAUGGCACAGAAUGCAAUCAAAGCCAUGCAUCAGUCUCAGACCAUGGAGGGCUGCUCUUCACCCAUCGUGGUGAAGUUCGCUGACACUCAGAAGGACAAAGAGCAAAGGCGCCUUCAACAGCAGCUCGCCCAGCAGAUGCAACAGCUCAACACUGCCACCUGGGGGAACCUGACAGGUCUGGGCGGCCUCACCCCGCAGUACCUGGCGCUUCUGCAGCAGGCCACCUCCUCCAGCAACCUGGGUGCAUUCAGCGGCAUUCAGCAAAUGGCAGGCAUGAAUGCUUUGCAGUUACAGAACCUGGCGACGCUGGCAGCAGCUGCAGCCGCAGCCCAGACCUCAGCCACCACCACCAAUGCAAACCCUCUCUCCACCACAAGCAGCGCCCUGGGAGCCCUCACCAGUCCCGUGGCUGCUUCAACCCCCAACUCCACCGCUGGUGCGGCCAUGAAUUCUUUGACCUCUCUUGGGACUCUGCAAGGACUAGCGGGAGCCACUGUUGGAUUGAAUAAUAUUAAUGCACUAGCAGUUGCUCAAAUGCUCUCAGGUAUGGCGGCUCUGAAUGGAGGACUUGGCGCCACAGGCUUGACGAAUGGCACAGCGGGCACCAUGGACGCCCUCACCCAGGCCUACUCAGGGAUUCAGCAGUACGCGGCAGCGGCACUGCCCACGCUGUACAGCCAGAGCUUGCUGCAACAGCAGAGCGCUGCAGGCAGCCAGAAGGAAGGUCCAGAGGGUGCAAACCUCUUUAUUUACCACCUUCCACAGGAGUUUGGAGACCAGGACAUUCUGCAGAUGUUCAUGCCUUUUGGAAAUGUUAUCUCUGCUAAAGUCUUCAUUGACAAACAGACCAAUCUGAGCAAGUGCUUUGGUUUUGUUAGCUACGACAAUCCAGUCUCUGCACAAGCUGCUAUCCAGGCUAUGAAUGGCUUUCAGAUUGGCAUGAAACGCUUGAAGGUCCAGCUGAAGCGCUCCAAAAACGACAGCAAACCUUACUGAUCCUAACCCCAGAGGCUCCCUGCUCUUAUUUUAGCUUUCUUAGGACAUCUUCAUGCCCGUUAGUUCACCGUUUGCCUAGCAUGUCCCUGUGGCGUCUCAAAAAAACAGUUUCAUCGUCCCGUCAUUGUUUCUGAUGUCUUUCUGACCUCACAUCAUAUUUGGUUCUCCUACUGACCUUUGAUCUAGUUUGACCUUUGAAAUUUGCAUGUGACCUCAUCUAGCUAUGAAUUCUGGGAAGUCAAUGUGAAAAACAUUGCUGCAUUCAUGCAAGACUGAAAUUUAUUAUUAGACAAAUUAAUUAUAGAAAAACAACCUGUGGCAAAAAUGUUUCUUUCUUAUUUUUUUCUUUCUUUUCAUAAAACAGACUUGAAAGUAUUAUACAGGGAUUGGCAUUCUUCCCGGUCACUGGUAACAAUAGCAAUAUGUGUCCAGGGACACAGAAUGUUGGUUUCUAACAGACUACUUCCAAAAACAGUUUGAGAAAAAAACUGUCUGAUUUUAAGUCUCUAGAGGUCUGUAAUAGUUUUUACAUUUUUCAGGCAGUGUAAAGUUUUUUGAUAAGGCCAUUUUAGGUGGCUCACUUUCUCAUUAAGAUAUAUAUAUAGAACCACUUUUUGUAGAUUAGUAUAAGAAAAAUAUUUACCCUGUUUUGGGGCAAAUGCUACCUAUUUGUGUCACCUUUUGCUGAACUGACUCACAGUUAGACAAUCCAUGGUUUAAUGCACAUGAAAUUACCUAUAUUUUAUACUGUUUCAAUGUACAGGAGAAAGGUUACUGUAAACUGUUACGUUGGUGCUUCUGUGAAUUAAGUUGUGGUUUCAUCAUGAGUCUUACGGUCUUAAUGUUCACUGUUGAUAAGACAAGUUUAGAAUUGGUUUACUUAAAACAAAAAAGAAUUUCAAAAAAAAAAAGUUGUUUGCUUAAAAAAAUUUCAUGUGAGGGAAAAAAAAACCUAUUCCAGAAUAAGUUUUGUGUUGGCUUGUAAAGCAUUGAUGUCAUUUUUUUUUUUAUUAUUGUGGACUAUUUAGAUGUGUUUGUGUUCAGCAAAAUGUGAUUUUUUUUUUCUUUUAAAGAAAAAAAGUGAAAAUAUAUAGUGCCAAAUUCCAAAGGUACUUCCUUCCUAGAGCUUCAGUGUGUUUCUUGUGAGAAGUAAUUUGAUAACAUGGGUAUUUUAUUAUGUGUUUUGUAUAAAUCCCUAAUAUUUAAAAAACAAAAAAAAGAGGUAAAAAGUUUGUUAACUUGCUAUCCUGUGGUCUUGUUGCCUGAAAUUGUUAUUGUUUGUUAUUUCUCUAUGAUGUUUUUUGUAAGACAUUGUAUAAGUGCCCAUGUCUCACUUUUUUAACCACUCUGCACAUCAAUGCUGUGACAGCAACCUCACAAUGUAUUUUCUUCAUAAUAUAUGGAAACCUCUAAGGUGAGAAAGUUUUGAACUUUUAACCCUUUCUACCCAGAGCUAUCUGAAAUGUUGAUAACUUUUAUAUAUAUUGUCAUCAUAUUAGUUUGUUUUGAGACGUUUCUCAUUUGGAACCCCCCCUCCCUGCCCCCACAUCUAUCUUCUAAGUUUUUGUUUUUUUCUACUUUUUUGUCCUUUGACAUCCAAAACAAAAUCUCUGCAAGCUACACCUGAAGGAAAAAACAUAAUUUAGCCCUAAUUUUUUUUCCUACCCUAUUUUUUUUUUCACUUUUAAUCUUUCAGGUCAUUCUUUGUAAAGAAUUCUUAAUAUGCUGCUGGAGUUCUUUCUUCAGUUUUAAUGAAAAACUAUUUACUGGAUGAAACUUCUGAGGGGAUGGUAGAUCAAUCCAGCCUAUAAAUUCCAGUUAAACAACACAAUUUGGAUAGUCUUGACGAUUUUUUGCAUUCACUUCUUAAAAUACUCCUAAAUCAUAUUUCUAAUCAGCCACCGUGCUAGGAUUCCCUGAUCCCUGCAGACACCGCUGAAUAAGCAAGGUGUAUGGGUUUAGAAGCUGAUAAUCCUUUCCCUGCCUUUCUGUUUUUGUUUUUGUUUUUAAUUGCAAACCUUUAAACAGGAUGGACCACAGAAAUAAAAUUCAGUUCUUAACCACAAUUACUGACCAAAUACCACCAGUUCCUGCUGCCACUCUUUAAAGUGCCAUAUUCUUUGACUUUUACUUUAUGUGAACAGAUCUCUUGCUGUCUUGACAAAACCCAACGUCAUUCCCACAACACCAGCCCUGCCUGCUUUCCUGAAAGCAGGCUCUGGAAGCCUGUCUUCACUGCAUUUCAGAAACUGCUGCUUCCCUUUCCUUCUUCCUCUUCCCAUGUGCCACCCUGUUGGUUGAAUGUGCGUUUAGAUUUGGUAGCCCUGGGAUGGAAAGGACUAGCCUCCGAUGCAAAAAAAAAAAAAAAAAAAAAAAA